AUGCCCCAUGCAUGGAUGCACAGUGUGGAGUUGAGUUACAGAGCCUCCAUGCUCUGCUCGUCUCAUAAGACUUGUCCCCUGACAAACAACGGCCGCGUCAUAAAGGCCUACAACAAGGGUAAGGACGAAAAAAUUCAAACAGUUGUAGUGGAAAUUCUACAAGUUUUCCCUGAAAACAUUCCAAUAACUCAACUCAAAAUCUACACAACGUCCUCUAAAACAAACGGCAACAACAACAACAAGUCACAAAAAAAUCAGACCGAGAAAAAAUUAUUGGUGGUUUCCCACGUAGAAAUCAAAUCUAUUCAUCUUCAUCGAUGCCAGGAGGCCAAGUCGUGCAGCUCCUGCAUUGCCCUGAAGGACCCCUACUGUGCGUGGAGAGAUGGCAGGUGUUCUCACUCGAGCCACGGCCUGCAAAACCUCGAGUUGGGUCUCCACCCAAAAUGCAUACCUCUUGUAGUUGAAACAACGCCGAAAAUGUUGACAACACCUAUGAAGGAGCUAACAACAACCACCACCAUAACAACAUCAACAAGCCAACGAUCCACCAUUACAACAACUUUAUUCUUCGAUUUGUAUUCUUAUAACGACGAAGAUGCAUUGUUUCCAUCGUAUCAAGCUCACAUUGAUUCUAUCGAUGAAUCGACAUUCAGCAACUUCAACAACUUUGACAACAACAACAAUAUCAUCAACAACAACAAUAACCAUCCUUCUUAUAAUUUGCAUAAUUCAAUAUCGCAAAAUGCAGCAGUUAGCUCAGAAAGUGUAGUAUGCAACGUAUCGACAUUCAACAUCAUCUUCGCCAUUGUCCUCACUUUCAUCAUCACAUUCGUUGUCGUCUUUCCGUGUGGAAUCUUUCUGGGGCGUUUUUGUCGGGUGCAGCCUGCUUUCAAAUUGGAAUGGAGACCAAAGAAGAAUCAAUUCAGUUACGCAGACAGCACGAUUGCCGUUCAGACCAAAUGUAUCGACGAUGCUAAUGAAUUCAGAGCCAUGCAAAGCUCGUACGAAUUCAAAUCCCCAAUACAAACGACCUUUGUACCAAUCAUUCCUACCGAUGCCUAUGUCAACAAAAAUAUCACUCUUAACAACAACAACAAUAAUAAUAAUAAUAAUAAUAAUAAUAACAUCAACAACAACAACAUCCUCUACCACAACGCUAACAACAACAACAUUUUAAACGCAAACAACUACACGAGUAAUUAUUUGUGUGGCACAAACAAUAUAAAUAACAACAACAACACCAACGUUAACGUUAAUAAAAACGACAUCAGCAAGAUGAACUAUUUCAAUAAGAACAACUUCAACAGCAUGAACACUUACAACGUAAAGAGCUACCACAUGGGCAGCAUCGACAGAAGCGACUGCGACAAGACAGAGUACAGCAGCAGCAUGUUCAGCAACGUCAGCUACAGUGACCACACUACGAAGAGCAACAUGAACACUUCCAAAGCUCCACUUCUCUCUGCUACAGACAAAUAA
Messenger RNA from Helobdella robusta, 1479 nucleotides. RefSeq lists its product as hypothetical. The coding region runs from base 1 to 1479 and encodes 492 amino acids. The transcript has 6 exons. The record is from RefSeq and is a predicted model, not a curated record. Lineage: Eukaryota; Metazoa; Annelida; Clitellata; Rhynchobdellida; Glossiphoniidae. Gene Ontology annotation, molecular function: semaphorin receptor binding; chemorepellent activity. Gene Ontology annotation, biological process: negative chemotaxis; semaphorin-plexin signaling pathway; negative regulation of axon extension involved in axon guidance.